AUGUCGGACUCCAAAAUUCAUCCGGCAAUGACUGUCUUGAACAUUAAGACUAGUAUUCCUAUGACUCUUGAGAUGGAUAAUUCUCAAUACUCCACGUGGGCGGAGCUAUUCAAGGUUCAUGCUCAUUCUCAUAAGGUCCUCCACCAUAUUAUUCCCGACAAGAAGGUUGCUCCACCUUCUACCGACGCGGAAAAGGACGUGUGGUCGAUUCUCGAUGCGGCUGUUUUAGGGUGGAUUUAUUCCGCUAUUUCUUAUGACCUUUUGAACACAAUCAUUGAACCCGACUCAACGGCCAUGGCAGCUUGGAAAAGGUUGAAAUACAUUUUUCAAGACAAUCAGAAUUCUCGUGCCGUUGCUCUUGAACAUGAUUUCUCAAACACUCAUAUGUAG
This is a messenger RNA of Chenopodium quinoa (quinoa), 390 nucleotides long. RefSeq lists its product as uncharacterized. Lineage: Eukaryota; Viridiplantae; Streptophyta; Magnoliopsida; Caryophyllales; Amaranthaceae. Bases 1 to 390 code for a protein of 129 amino acids. The record is from RefSeq and is a predicted model, not a curated record. The transcript has a single exon.